This is a messenger RNA of Cinclus cinclus, 2054 nucleotides long. It is a transcript of the gene WRAP73, whose product is annotated as WD repeat containing, antisense to TP73. The transcript has 12 exons. Gene Ontology annotation, molecular function: protein binding. Bases 54 to 1403 code for a protein of 449 amino acids. The record is from RefSeq and is a predicted model, not a curated record. Gene Ontology annotation, biological process: microtubule anchoring at mitotic spindle pole body; mitotic sister chromatid segregation; protein localization to mitotic spindle pole body. Lineage: Eukaryota; Metazoa; Chordata; Aves; Passeriformes; Cinclidae. Gene Ontology annotation, cellular component: mitotic spindle; MWP complex; microtubule organizing center.
AGCGGGGCGGGCGGAACGCGGCGGGUUCGAAUCCCGGCGGCGCCGCGCCCGCCAUGAACUUCUCGGAGCUGUUCAAGCUCUCGGGGCUCCUGGGCCGCUUCUCCCCCGACGGAAAAUGCCUGGCCUCGUGUAUACAGCACCGUCUGGUGGUUCGGGAUGCCAGCUCCCUGCAGAUCCUCCAGCUGUACACCUGCCUGGACCAGAUCCAGUACAUCGAGUGGUCCUCAGACUCCCUGUUCAUCCUGUGUGCCAUGUACAAGCGGGGCAUUGUCCAGGUCUGGUCCCUGGAGCAGCCGGACUGGCACUGUAAGAUCGACGAGGGCUCCGCGGGAUUGGUGGCUUCAUGCUGGAGUCCGGACGGGCGUCACAUCCUCAACACCACCGAGUUCCAUCUGCGAAUCACGGUGUGGUCCUUGUGCACCAAGUCUGUGUCUUACAUCAAGUACCCCAAAGCAUGCCAGCAAGGGGUGGCUUUCACCAAGGAUGGGCGCUACGUGGCCGUGGCGGAGCGACGUGACUGCAAGGAUUUCAUCAGCAUCUUCGUGUGCAACAACUGGCAGCUCCUCAGGCAUUUUGACACUGAAACCCAGGAUUUGUUUGGGAUUGAGUGGGCUCCCAAUGGCUGUGUGCUGGCAGCGUGGGACACAUGCCUGGAGUACAAGGUGCUGCUGUACUCCCUGGAUGGGCGGCUGCUCUCCUCCUACCGCGCCUACGAAUGGCCCCUGGGCGUCAGAUCAAUCGCCUGGAGUCCCAGCAGCCAGUUCCUGGCCAUUGGCAGCUUUGAUGAGAAAGUGCGUAUCCUGAACCAUGUGACGUGGAAGAAGAUCACAGAGCUUGACCAUCCAGCAACCAUUUCCAGCAAAAAGACUAUUGUGUAUAAAGAAGUGGAGAAAUCCCCAACUGUUGACACAGAGAGACUUACUUUCCCUCCAACAAGAGCAUUGGCUAGUUCUCUCUUCAGCACACAGAGUAAAUAUGACAUUUCCCAGGUGCCAGUUUCUUUACAGUACAUCAAACCAGUUGCUGACAGGGCAAAUCCCAAAGUGGGAGUUGGGAUGUUGGCUUUCAGUGCUGAUAACUCUUUCCUGGCAACCAAAAAUGAUAACAUUCCCAACGCCGUGUGGAUCUGGGACAUCCGGAAGCUGAAGCUGUCAGUGGUGUUGGAGCAGCUGUGCACGAUCCAGGCUUUCCAGUGGGACCCCUGCCAGCCCCGCCUGGCCGUGUGCACAGGCAGCAGCAGAGUGUACCUGUGGUCCCCAGCUGGCUGUGUGGUCGUGCAGGUGCCUGGGGAAGGUGACUUCCAGAUCACAUCUAUCUCCUGGCAUUCCAGUGGGGACUCCAUGCUGCUCCUGAGUAAGGACAACUUCUGUGUGUGUUACUUGGAAAGAGAAGAAGUAAAAUAAAAGAACUAAAAUGCAUUAAAAAUGGUCCCAGGUCUGAGGAAGAAAGAGGAAAGGAGUCAAAACCUGUUGCCCAGUCUGAAGUGUUUGUAUAAGUUAUAAGUUAACUUUUGUAAGUUAUUUAUUUGAAGGAGCUCCAAGCUCAGUGUGUGAAAUACUGUGACUGCAUUUGAAUGAAGUGAUGUAGCAAGUGAAAUGUAAGGAAUGAGUGUCUAUUGCAAAAAAUCUGGGUAUUGAUGGAGUUGAUCAUCUCUUUUUCAACACUGAACCCUUAUUUUCUACUACUGUAGCUCUGUAUGUAUAUAAUGUAUAGCUAUUAUUUAAAUUUUCUAUUCCCAAUAAAUAUUUUGAUAGUUACAAACUAUAAACCUGCACCUCUGCACUUGAAAGUCUGUUUCAGUGUGAUCAGUGAUGUCAUGUAGUGAUUUAUCCCAGCACGAGGAAACUGUUAUUUGCACACAAAUAAUUUUGGGUGACAGUAACUGCCUGGGCCACCAUGGAUUUAUUACAUGGAAUCUUUGCCAGAGGGAUCACAAUUGACACUUCAGGAUACUAAAUUACAGGUAACUGAAAUGGGAGUUCUUGUCCCAGCUUGGGUGCCAAAUAGGACUGGAUGGUUUGGCAGGGAAAGAGCAGCUGGAUAUCCUUAUUUUC